AUGGCGAUCAUGGCCGUAGCCGCUCUCUUUCACGCCAGAUUCCCAAUUUUCCUCCGUCGCAGUGUUCCGUCUCCGUCGUAUCCGUCUUCAGUUACUUACUAUCGCAGGACUGUUAUAUCCGAUGGAUUCAGCACCCGGCUACGAUCGAUUAUCCGUUAUUCAUCGUCCGACGCCGGCGGCGAAGGCGGUAGUGGAAAUAGCGAUGCAGGUGGCGUUUACGAUUCCGGUACCGUCGUUUCGGAGGUCCAGAGUCCCAAUUACUUGAAGUUUACCGAUGAAGAGUUGAUGAAGCAAUGCAGAUUUGAGACAUUCAGAGUCUCAGGGCCCGGAGGACAGCACCGGAACAAGCGCGACUCCGCCGUCCGAAUUAAACAUCUCCCUACCGGAAUCGUAGCUCAGGCCGUCGAGGACCGUUCGCAGCACAAGAAUCGUGCUUCUGCUCUGAACCGGCUUCGCACUCUCCUCGCCAUCAAAGUGAGGAACAAAGUGGACCUUGCUGCGUACUCUCCUCCUCCAGAGCUUCUUCAGAUUCUACCGCCGAAAUCCACCAUCAGAACUUCUUCUGGUUCACAAAUUGGUCCCAACAAUGCUAAAUUUGUACCUGGAAUGCAAGCUUUGCUUGACGUUAUCUCUGCUUCUGACGGUUCUAUUGCAGAUUCUGCUAAAGUUCUGGGUUUGAGCACUGGUGGCUUAUCUCGUUUAAUACUCUCCCAUGAUGGUCUUCGUAUGGCAGUUAAUAGCAUGAGAGCAGACAAGGGAAUGAAGCCUCUCAAAUAG
Messenger RNA from Microthlaspi erraticum, 777 nucleotides. The record is from the annotation of a GenBank genome assembly. NCBI's taxonomy places the organism in Eukaryota, Viridiplantae, Streptophyta, Magnoliopsida, Brassicales, Brassicaceae.